This is a messenger RNA of Melanotaenia boesemani (Boeseman's rainbowfish), 507 nucleotides long. It is a transcript of the gene ndufb4, whose product is annotated as NADH:ubiquinone oxidoreductase subunit B4. Bases 33 to 416 code for a protein of 127 amino acids. The transcript has 3 exons. Gene Ontology annotation, cellular component: mitochondrion. The record is from RefSeq and is a predicted model, not a curated record. NCBI's taxonomy places the organism in Eukaryota, Metazoa, Chordata, Actinopteri, Atheriniformes, Melanotaeniidae.
UCUCGUUUGCCACCUUCCGUCACCAAAUAAUCAUGGCGGAUUACAGAGAGGCGCCCUUGGCCACUCGGCCAAAAACAUUGGAUCCAAAUGAAUAUUUCAACCUUUCACCGGAACAGAGGCGCGCAGAAGAAGCGAGGGCUGCGUUACGGGCGAACUUGAAGAGGCAAUAUCAGCUGCAACUGAACAACCCGCAUAGAAAUGAGCUCAUUGAAGAUCCAGCGUUAACACGAUGGGUGUAUGCACGAUCGAACCCAUAUCCACACUUUAAAGCCACAAACAAGACAUCUCUGCUGGGUCUGAUAUUUGGAGUUGCGCCUCUCUUUGGGAUGUAUUACUUGUUCAAGACAGAAAGGGAUAGGAAGGAGGAGCAGAUUAAGGCUGGAACCUUGGAGCGCAAGUUCAGCUUGUCUUCAUGAACUCCACUGUAGAAAACCUUCCUGUAAUCUUCUAGACAUGAUUCUAGCGUGUGUCAUUAUUAUUAAACAAAUAAAAUUAUAUUGUCAUUCA